AAACCUAAUCUUGUAUAGCGAGAUAGAUGGCUCUUUGAGCCGUCAGCGAUUUGAGUGGAAAAUAUCAAGUAAGAUUGCUUCAUUCACAUAGAGCUCCGGUGACCGGCGAAUUCCUCUAUGUUCAGUCGGAAACAUCGACGUCCGACGAUUGUUUCCGUAUAAGCUUUCACAGAAGUCGGGAGUUCUAGCGUUUGAUUCUCAGUGUAAAAUAGGAAGACGGUGCAGAACAGAAAUCACAAGUUUCGGUAUCAAUGGCAUCAAUAAACUUUGGCCCAUUUGGUGAAAACUGGUUCAAGAAACCCCCAAAUCCUUUUGCACCUUUAAACCUUCUUUCAUUAACCCAAUCACUGAAUAUCUCAAAACCAUCAAAAUCAUCAAGCUUUUUCGCAUCGAUCAGUAAUUCAAACACCUCCUCAAAUGGACCAAAAGAUGAACCUGAAAAACUUGGCGUGUAUAGGCAAAUGCUUGAACAAUUCUAUAUGGAAUGUGAGGAGCUUCCAGAUCUCCGUCAUGCCCCUGAGGUUGAUAAAAUCCUGGAGGAGCAGGAUUCUAUAUUUGAGAAGAAAGAAAAUCCAACUAAAGAAGAAGUGGAGGAAAACGAGAAAUGGUGGAAUGAUUUUCGGAGCAAUCCAGUUAUUAAAUUCCUGGAAAGGGCUGAAUAUAUUACUGAUAAGAUCAAUGAAAUGGAGUUGAAGGAGAAUGAGAAACCAUAUAGAAGAGAGGAUGCUAAGCUGUGGAAGGAUUUACCGCAUGUGAUUGGACUAGAUGGCAGGCCAAUGCCAAGAAAGGCAAUAAAAACGAGGAAGGAAUCGAAUGAUAAAUUCUGGGAUUUCACUAAACAGUUCUUCUUUGGCCUUUGGGGAUUCCGGCAACGCCCUUAUCCUCCUGGCAGGCCCAUUGAUGUCACCCAAGCUAUUGGAUACAAGAGGCUUGAGAAUAGAUACUAUGAUUUUGCCAUGAAACCCGGAUCAUGGUUCUAUAAGGAUCGGAUUGGCAGGACAAGAGGACCGAUGGAGCUAAUACAACUAAAGACUGCUUUUGGUGCUGGGAUAAUUGAUGAACACACAUUUGUUUGGGGUGAGGACAUGGACGAAUGGGCACCGAUCGGUAUGAUUUAUGGCUUAGACCGUGCAAUUAUCACUUGGGAAGUUAAGCUAGCUGCUAAGGCCACUGCUUUCCUUCACAAACUGCAAAAAGGAAUACCCCCAUGGGUCCCGCUCAAGGGACAAGAGAAAAAAACCUACAAGCAAAUGCAAGAUGAAGCUAUAGAAAGUAAGAGGCGUGAUUUGGCAGUGUUGGAUGCGAAUGAUGGUUAUUGGCCGGGUGUAAGAACUCCGAGCCAUGCCUUGUUUCUAUGGGCUAGUGGCACCGAGCUAACAUCGGUUUUGGAAGCUGAUCAUAUGCCAAACAAAUAUAUACCCAAACAUCUUAGGCAGGAGUUGAUUAAAAUGAUUCCUGGACUGAGACCAUGGGAGGUGUUAAGUGUUGAACAAGCUAUGGAUCAGCUAACUUAUGGAGGUCAAUGGUUUCGCGAACCUCUUGGAACAUUUACAACUGGUCCUCCCUACAUCGAAGAAUGGAAUGCCGAUGUUAUGGCAUUAUUCAACAUAUAUUACGAUUUGAGUGUGAAAGUAUACAACCACCUUGAGAAGAGAAUACCAGGUUUCAAUGUUGUAAUGGAUAAAGUCAAUGCUGAUACUGAAGCUAGGAAUGCCAGAAGAAGGAGACGGAGAGAAAAAGAUCAAGCGUGGCGGGCUGGAGGAAAAAAUGACGAUGACAACGAAUGAAUCCUUUCGUGUUGUUUAUUGUGAUAUGACAAUCCAUUUUGUCGAAUCAAUGAAAUUUAGCUGGAUAUAAACUAUGGUUGUCAUGAAUCCUUUCGUGUUGUUUAUUGGGAUAUAACAAUCCAUUUUGUGGAAUCAAUGAAAUUUAGCUGGAUACAAACUA
Messenger RNA from Impatiens glandulifera, 1947 nucleotides. Its product is annotated as protein TIC 56, chloroplastic. The transcript has 6 exons. The coding region runs from base 252 to 1787 and encodes 511 amino acids. Lineage: Eukaryota; Viridiplantae; Streptophyta; Magnoliopsida; Ericales; Balsaminaceae. The record is from RefSeq and is a predicted model, not a curated record.